CCUCGGGUAUCGUAGACGGAUGCGAGGCGUUGCCAUUUUUGCUUGGGCUGGAGGGUUCCGAUGGGCCAUCGCUGACGUCGGAGGACACGCUCAGCCGCCGCUCACCGUUGGACCGGCGCUGGAACCGAACAUUACGGCGGGAUUUGGACAUGAUGCCGAAAGAGGGAAAAUAAGGGGGAAGGGGGAGGGGUGAAGAGAGAGUGGAGGGGAUUUAAGACGAGAUCAGAGAGAAGAAGAAGAGUGGAGUUGGCUGGUUCAUGAGCUCAUGUGAAUCCGAAAGCGGUCAGCUCCGUCAACACGAGCGCGACUUUCUGGGGGGAAAAGGAUGUUUUGGAAAAAAAAAAGACAACGACAAUAAUUUGAACCGUGGAGCUGCGCCUCACCCGCCGAGUCCCUCAAUAAUUUUAGACCCUUUGCCUCGACCGGCCCUAAUCAGCUAAGCCCCAGGAUGAUCGUUCCCCUGUGAAGCUCAACUUCCCCCCGUCGGCGUCUCCACUUUUCUUCUCCGAUUCACCUCUCCCCAGUUUCGUCCUACCAAUACGCCGGUAGCACGAUUCAUGGCGGGGGCAUGGAAGACAUUGACGAUGAUUAUUUCUCCGACGACCUCGAUUCCCUGCCACCGGGUACGCUAUACGAGCUCGAGCAGAAUGCUUUCCAAGCAACUCAGGGUCCAGCGACACACCAGCAACAGAAUGCGCCGCUAGCUCCGAACGCGCCCGCCCAUGUGCACACGAGGCAGCCAGCUGCUACAUUGAAGCCGCCGCCCCGCCUACAUACCGGAUUGACGAAUGACUAUGAUACACUCGAGGUGGGAGAGUUGGAGGCAGAGGUUUACGAUAAUGUGGAGGGUCAACAAGCAAUUGCGCAGGCCCCUGCGGCAAUGGUCACUGAUAACGAAUGGCCUGCCAAUGGUGGCAUGGAAGACAUGAUGGAGAUUGAUCAUGAGUAUGGGCAAGCAAAUGCGUACGAGAUGAACGCACGCAUGGAUCAGCUCGAACAAGAAAAAGAACAAAUGCGACGAGAGUUGGCCGAAGCUAGAACAUUAGCCGAAACAAAAGCUGGAGAGAUCGCCAUCAUCCGGUCAAAACAAGCCCGAAUGGCUGAGGAGUAUGAUCGACAAUUAGCUGCCUUACGAAAGGCCAUGGCCGACCGGGAAAACACACACAAGGAAGCUGUCGACGCGGCAAUGUCAGAAGGCAAAAUGCUGGCGACGGAGAACCUCUUCCUCCAGCACGAUCUGGCUGAGGAAGUUCAUCAACUUCGGAAUUAUAAAACGAAACAUCGUGCCGUAGAGAACGCUGCCCCGGUCACUCCGAAGAAGUCUCGGGUACUUCCCCUUCGUGAUGGAUUUGACGACGACGAGAUCGCCGUGGUGUCACCCAGCAAGUCGGCAGCACGGUCCAAGAGGGGAACACCGACCGUGCCAGGGAAACGGAAACGACAGGCGAGCGUUGACAGCCCAGCUCCUUUACAGCUGAGCCCUGCCGGAGAGCUCAACAUGGUGGAUGCACCCACCGAUACCUCUGGAACAGUGUUUGACGAGGAGCCCAAAACACGCGACUCAGGCACUCAUGCGCAACUUAUGAAGCGGAUUUUGAACCAUAGGAUGCUCCCUAAUCAGCAAACCGAUCUUGAAGCAUUUGCUAGACUGUACUUUCCCUCUGAGCCGCACAAGCCACUAUCAGGUAUCCUCAUGGACGAGCUGGCUCGGGUAGACAUGGGCAAUUUCAUGUUGGAGUACAUGUAUACGAUUGGACAGCUCUGGCGGCGAGGACUGACGGAGAGGUUCUACGAGCCUGUUCCUCGAUUUAUGUGCAUUGCCAGAUACGUCUUGAUGAUGGACGAGGCUCCCUUGCCGGAUCUGAUUACCGCUCUAGUCGGUGUGCUCCAAGAUUCAGUCGAAGUCAACGCGGUUCCUCGGUUCAAAUACUCCCCAGCAGCUCGAGAAAAGGCACGAAUUCCGCGCUCAACGCCUCAAGCCGACUUGCAUCUCGAGGUUGAUUCGACCGAAGCCCUUCGUCUUCUCUACUAUAUCUCGUGUCAGUUAUUACAUGUCAAGGGCGCCUUAGACAAUUUUUGGGCACAUAUCCGCUACACAUUCAUCCUGGUAAUGUUACAUGGCUCGCAGCCACUCAAGGACAUUAUGGUUAUAUUGCCCUUAUUGUCAACCAGCAUCCGGGCAGACUCGUUUGGCCCCAUUAUGUCCUCAGAGCAGGAUCAAGCAGACGUCCAGAAAUGGAUUGUCGACCGUCUCUCCUUUAUGCUCAGUGAGGCCGCAAUGCCAGAUGAAGGCUGUGAGCCCUACACAGCCUACGAUAUCUGUGCCAUGCGCCUCGAGGUUCUGCUUCUGCUGGAGUCCUUAGCAUUCAACCCAUCAGCCCCAUCCAAAGACCACGGAAGUGCCAUAAUCGCAGCGCACCCAACGGCCUUACCACGUCUAUUCCGGUCGAUGCACGAUGAGCUAGAUGCGCUUUACUCCUCGCCACCCGAACAAGAACUCCGCGUCGCGAUGGUCAACGGGCUGAUGCGCCUUAUCUUCGGGGUCAUGCGCCGUCAUGGUCCGUUGAUCAACAUGCAGGAGAAGCUGGCAUCCGUGCCAGGAAGUAAACAAAAGCACCUGGUGGUCCUCACGCGGCUAGCAUUCUGCGAUGGGUCCGUUCUCGAAGCGGGCAUCGAUGACGAGACGGUAGAUAUGGCACACGAGUUGCUGGAGGAGUGGACAAACCCGCAGGAAGCGGAGUCACUGGCCGAGGCGUUCCCCAGUUCUCGGCGAGACUGAUCCCAAGGAGGAAAUGGCAAGCAUGGCGUUUGGCUGACAGAAGGAAUGGGCUUUGCAUAUCUGACAUGGCGCUGACGAUUUGGGGGUGAAUUGCAUGCAUCUGUCCCUACGAGUUUUACGAAUUUGAGAUACCAAUAUUUACAUAAAUCAGAGCUUUCAUCCCAUUCAUA
Messenger RNA from Penicillium brasilianum, 2949 nucleotides. NCBI's taxonomy places the organism in Eukaryota, Fungi, Ascomycota, Eurotiomycetes, Eurotiales, Aspergillaceae. The record is from the annotation of a GenBank genome assembly.